Messenger RNA from Penicillium cosmopolitanum, 1443 nucleotides. RefSeq lists its product as uncharacterized. Gene Ontology annotation, molecular function: transmembrane transporter activity. NCBI's taxonomy places the organism in Eukaryota, Fungi, Ascomycota, Eurotiomycetes, Eurotiales, Aspergillaceae. Bases 1 to 1443 code for a protein of 480 amino acids. The transcript is spliced from 6 exons. Gene Ontology annotation, cellular component: membrane. Gene Ontology annotation, biological process: transmembrane transport. The record is from RefSeq and is a predicted model, not a curated record.
AUGCCGGACAAAAUAAAUAACCAGGAAAUCGAAAAUGCCGCGGGUGUCGGCAUCCAUGAUGAAGCGCCCGACAAGAACCUCACGAACUACAACUUGGUCGAUAGGGAGGUUGCCAAGUACGCCACCGAUGGAGCUAUCGAGAUUGACGAAGCCACAAAUAAGCGCCUGAAGAAAAUGAUCGAUAAGCGGAUUUUAGUGGUGAUGAUGAUUACAUACCUGAUCCAAACGAUCGAUAAGGGGGCACUCGCCUUUGCGUCGAUUAUGGGAAUCAAAGAAGACGCACAUUUACAGGGGAAUCAGUAUCAAUGGUUGACGACCAUCGUCUACCUGGCGAUCCUCUGUGUCGAGUUUCCGGAAAACUGGAUCAUCCAGCGGGUACCAAUUGCCAAAUGGCUGUCCUUGAAUAUUUUCUUGUGGGGUAUAUGUAUCGCGUUGAUCUCAGCCAUGCGGAGUUUCACUGGCCUAAUCAUCUUGCGUGCUUUCAUGGGUGCCUUUGAAGCAGCAUGCCAGCCAACAUUUGUGAUUUUAAGUUCCACAUGGUACAAGCGUGAAGAGCAAGGUAGCGUCAUUAACCUCUGGUUCAUGAUGAACGGAAUCCAGAACAUCAUUGGUGGUCUUUUAGCCUUUGCAUUUUCCUUUGUCCCCUCGAACUCGCCAGUGAAGUCAUGGGAGGGUCUUUUUAUGACUUAUGGAAUUAUUACAGUUAUUUGGGCGACUUUUGUCUUUUUCUGGAUGCCCGAUUCCCCCAUGCGCGCCAAAUGUUGGUCGGAAGAGGAUAAACAAUUGAUGGUUGAGCGAGUACGACAGAAUCAGACCGGUCUCCAGAACCUUUAUGCUUUCGCUGUUAUUCAAAUGGUCACUGCCAUGCCCAGUGGGGGCAUUGGAGCCUACGUCAAUAUUAUCAUCAACUCGUUCGGAUUUAGUACCUGGGAGAGCCAGCUUCUGACUAUGGUCGUCGGUGCUGUUGUCGCAAUUGCCAUGAUUACAUCGGCAUAUCUUGAUCGCCGCUUCGGAAACACGAUCAUCAUCAUGAUAUUCUCUGUGAUACCGUCGAUUAUUGGUGUGUCCAUUCUGAUCGGGGUUCCAUUUUCACCUGAUAAACGAGUUGGCAUGCUCAUCGCAUACUGGCUCUUCUACUCGUUCUUUGCUGUAUCCUCCCUUUCUUUGGCCCUUCUUUCUCGAAAUGUGGCCGGUCAGACCAAGAAGUCUUUCGUCUUCCGUGACAAAGAUGCCCCGCGGUAUUACCUUGCGUUCUCUAUUCUCCUAGGAUGCUUUGGAGUUAUGAUAAUCACCCUAUGCCUAUUGCGAGUCUGGUACUCUAUGCAGAAUCGGAAGCGCGAUGCUAAGAUUGCCUCUGGGGAGGUGGUUCCCGACAUUACCUUUACGCAUGGAUUUGAGGAUAUCACCGAUCGGGAAAACCCGCACUUCAGAUACUCUUACUAA